This is a messenger RNA of Anisakis simplex (herring worm), 915 nucleotides long. The record is from the annotation of a GenBank genome assembly. Lineage: Eukaryota; Metazoa; Nematoda; Chromadorea; Rhabditida; Anisakidae.
AUGCGAAUCAUUGCAGAGAUUGGUGAUGCACGUGGCGGAAUUCAAGUGGCUCUCAUUCGAGAGAUUCAAAAUAUGAUCGAUUCAAUCGACGCGAAACUUCAGCGAGGUGAAACACAUCUGGAUAUCGAACAAACUGUAUUCUAUGUGGUUGGAAACGUGUUAACAUCGUUCUUAUUCGGUCGAACGUAUCCGCAUGGAUCGUUAGAAUUCAAGUACGUUUCUGCAUUCAGCUGGCAGCUUUUCGACUUGCUCACAGCACAAAUCCAUCAUGAAAUCCAAGCCGCAGAAGUGCAUCAAAUGAUGAGGGAUGAGCUUGAACAACGGCUGCAAUCACAAGGUUCAAUCGCUUAUCGAAGUGUUAAAUUCCAUUAUAAGGAUGAAUCAAAGAGCGAUUUGACGAGUGUGUUACUGCGGAAGUUAGAUGAGGUUCGAUCGGACAGAUCGGCCACUGUUAUCGAGCAACGUAAUUUCAAUGAAGAUAGGAUUGCAAUGCUCAUGACUGAGAUGUUCUUUGCUGCCAUUCAAACUGAAUGCAACACAUUUGGAUGGGCAUUCCUCUACUUCAUCGAGCAUCCUCAGGUCCAACAAAAGUGUCGUCAACAAAUUCUUGCCAAGUUCGGCACUGAAAGUCGAGUACGUUGGUCGGAUCGAGUCCAUCUUCCAUAUGUAGAAGCAACGGUUUUUGAGGUGCAGCGAUGCGCGAAUAUUGCACCGUUUAGUGUUUUUCACAGGAAUUAUCACGCCACCACUCUUGAUGGCUAUUAUGUACCGGCUAAUUCAACUAUUCUGAUGAAUCUGUACUCAACAUUGAUGGAUCCCAAUUGCUUCCGAGGCGAGCUUCACUUUUCUCUUGAUUUCUUCCACUUCUUUCUAAAAACCUUCCUUUCGCAUCAUACGAAGAUGCUUCUGCGCUAA